UUCAAUUAUUCUAUGUUUACACUCGUUAUACUAUGAGUACCAUUGUAGUUUGCAUUGUACUCGUUAAUGUGUAAGCAUAGUAUUAUUUUUAUUUUGUUUUUUCGUUUGUCUUAUAACAAAUAUUGGAUAAGUGAGAGCCUUCUUGCUGAAUCUCUGUCGUUUAGGGAGUUUAAUGUUCUUCGUAAAUAUGUAUUGAUGUUUUUAUAUGGCAUAUUAUUUUUACUGUCUACAGGGUGCAUUGUUUAUAUGUAUCGUAGUUUACCGUUAAUAACGCAUCCAUUGGCAAAAGUGUAGACAUAACGAACAAAUCAAUAAUUGCUAUCUACGUUAUGUCAACUCUGUAUCUAUAGUUGGAUUUUACACAUGGGUGUAUGGUAGAACAUUUAAUUGAACAACCUCAAGCCUCGGCAAACUUGUUCACAUACCACUCGUUUACGCCAUAUGAUUCAAUGCGCAGCAAUACCUUGCGGAAUAUUGGUAGCACUAUGACACCCAAUAUGAUGCAUAACAGGCCUUCUAUCAGCAAACCAUCCACUAGACCUCGCGAAUCUGAAGGUCUAUACUACUUUUGCAACGUAACUUACACAAUUCCAGAGCGUCUAUCAUCCAGAAGCCCAGUAAGCGCGGUACCAACUCUCCAACGUUCAUUAGUGCAUUGAGAAGGGCCAUAUAAGUUCCUCCUAUUGACGGAUCUGAGACGUCAGCAAACAGGGCAACCAAUGCUACGCAAACCACAAGUUCGCAAAUAUGUCUAAGUAUAGAGAGUACUACAACUGGUAUGUAGAAUAAAACAGUUACCAAUUGACUGUGCGGCAUUGUAGUGUAGUACAAGCCUGCCACAUACGUCAACCCUGCGGUGAAAUUAAUUGUAAAGUAAUAGGAACUUA
Babesia bovis T2Bo is the source of this 887-nucleotide messenger RNA. RefSeq lists its product as uncharacterized. The record is from RefSeq and is a predicted model, not a curated record. Lineage: Eukaryota; Apicomplexa; Aconoidasida; Piroplasmida; Babesiidae. Bases 372 to 659 code for a protein of 95 amino acids. The transcript has a single exon.